Adineta steineri is the source of this 1410-nucleotide messenger RNA. Lineage: Eukaryota; Metazoa; Rotifera; Eurotatoria; Adinetida; Adinetidae. The record is from the annotation of a GenBank genome assembly.
AUGGCUAACGAUGAUUCUCAAAGCAUCAGCUGUGCUCUUCUUAGCAGCGAUGAAUCCCAACAACUCAAUAAUGAUAUAAGUAAGCAAUUAACACGAUCGUCAACAAUUAAACCAACAACUAAUAAUGUAAAAUGGACAUUACGCAAUAGUAUAUCAACUGCUAGUCUACGUAAAUAUCGAUCACCUUUUCGUCGUAGUGCAAUGAAAAGUUCAUCAAUCAAAUCAAAUUCACAAUUUCCAGCUCCACCUUCAUUUCCAUUAUUUCGUCGUUUUUAUCUUAUGCGAAAUUCAUUUGCACGAAAACGACAACGUGAAUUACCGGAUAAUAUUAGCAAUUCAAAUGCAUUAGCAGCAUCUUCAGAAAAAAUAUAUUCAUCACCACGUAUUAAAUCAAGUCAUGUUUUAACGUCAAUUUUUAUUAUUCUUAUAAGUGGAUGUCUUCUUAUAUUUAUGAUUAUUCUUGAUUUAUUUUAUUUGGAUGAUGCAAUUCUAAAUUCUUUUAAACAGAAAACACUUAAAUCUAAUAUAAAAAAUAACAGUACAUUAUGUUAUCAUCAUCCGAAAGUUUGUGCUAUGAAAGGUUUAGUAAUUAUUGUAUUUUUUGGUAUUACGAUAGCUUUAUGCUAUAUUAUUUUGACUUUAUAUACCCGUGCAAGACGUCAUACACGUUUAUUAGAACGUAAAACAGAUGAAUUAGAAAAAGAAAAAUGUUUAACUGAAAAAUUACUUCAUGAAAUUUUACCACCAUGUGUAGCAAAAGAUUUAAUUAAUGGACGAAAAGCACCUGCAGAACAUUAUGACUUGGUAACUGUCUAUUUUUCAGAUAUCGUUGGUUUUACUGUUAUAGCAAGUACAUGUACACCGAAUGAAACUUGUGAUAUGUUAAAUAGACUUUAUUCUAUAUUUGAUUCUUUAUUGGAAAAUUUUGAUGUUUAUAAAGUUGAAACAAUUGGAGAUGCUUAUAUGGUUGUUUCGGGUGCACCAAAAAAGAAUGGUGAUAAACAUCCUAAUGAAAUUGCCAAUAUGUCACUGGCCUUACUUCAUUGUAAACAACAAGUUCAUGUACCCCGUAGUACUGCGCAACUCAAAUUACGCAUUGGAAUUCAUACAGGACCUGUAUGUGCUGCAGUGAUUGGAUCUAAAAUGCCACGUUAUUGUAUGUUUGGUGAUACUGUAAAUGUAGCUAGUCGAAUGGAAUCAAAUGGAUUACCUGAUAAAAUUCAUAUGAGUGAUGAUACAUACAAACGAUUAAUAAAUCGAGAUCAAUAUAUAUUUGAAGAACGAGGUGAAAUAGCAAUUAAAGGCAAAGGACAUAUGCGUACCUAUUUUCUCCUGGAUAGAAAACCGAUUCGAACAGGAUCAAAAUCACGUUCAAAUACAAUAAUUAAAGGAGAACGAGAUGCUUUAUAA